Molecule: messenger RNA, 781 nt
Organism: Branchiostoma belcheri (Belcher's lancelet)
Lineage: Eukaryota; Metazoa; Chordata; Leptocardii; Amphioxiformes; Branchiostomatidae
Exons: 2
Coding region: 32-781 (249 amino acids)
Source: RefSeq, a predicted model, not a curated record
UGAUAUAGAUUACGACGAGGCCAUAAGGCACAUGCAUGGUUGGAUGUACAACGAUGCCGGAAACAAUCCAAGGAUCGAUGGCUGCCAUUGUCUUUCUUGUAUGCUUGCGGCCGUAGCCGACGGUGUCGUCCUUGCUGAAGUGGAGUGCCUUCCCGGGCCCAAAGACGGUCUUCCACCAGGAGUCUAUGGUGUCUACCUGUCCUGGAGAGAUGGCAUACAAAUACCGGAUGUGAAGCACAAGAAACAAAAAAAGCAACCGAUAAGUAAGAAGGGCAAGCCUAUGAAGACCAGGAAGCGACAGGGAGACCCGAGUGAAGUAGAAAGCGACGAAGAAGCCAUGCUUAAGGAUAAUGGGGUUAACGAUAAUGACGCCGCGUCGAAUGACGAUGGAGGUGCAGCCGCCGCAGGGGAUCAACAACCUAGAUGCGGAGAAUCUGACUUGCCAAGAGUUAAACGUCCUCGGAGUAACUGUAUCAAAUGCAAAUUUUCUCCUGUGUUUAAAACGGUGUAUAACCCAGAGAUUUGGACUGAUCAGAAACUGAAGGAAACACUUAAGGAGGCCUUUCAAAAUUAUCUCAAAGACAGUGCAAAUCUGGAUCAUUUGCAGUAUAAUGAAGAUGUGCAUUGGACUGGUCCAUUCGAGAUUGACGGUAACACAUACCAGCUUGAGGGAUAUUUCGAAGUACAGAAAUGUGGUUCUCGUGAGAGAAAGAUCACAGAUCUAGACAGCGUUCUCAUCAGAGAGACACCAAUCAUCUUCAGGCGGAUGGGCCGGGAGUGA